Messenger RNA from Calliphora vicina (urban bluebottle blowfly), 1182 nucleotides. RefSeq names its product odorant receptor 7a-like. Gene Ontology annotation, molecular function: odorant binding; olfactory receptor activity. Lineage: Eukaryota; Metazoa; Arthropoda; Insecta; Diptera; Calliphoridae. Gene Ontology annotation, cellular component: plasma membrane. The coding region runs from base 1 to 1182 and encodes 393 amino acids. The record is from RefSeq and is a predicted model, not a curated record. The transcript is spliced from 3 exons. Gene Ontology annotation, biological process: sensory perception of smell; detection of chemical stimulus involved in sensory perception of smell.
AUGUUCGCCAGAUUUUGGAGACAAGGCAAUACUUUACAGGCUACACGGGAAGCCACCAACUAUCUGUUUGAUUUAUUUAAAUAUCUGGGUUUGCAGCCAUCAUUUAAAUGGCCACAUUUACAUAAAGUGUAUGCGAUUUUAAUGAAACUAAUUGUGUGUGUAUCUCUGCCCUUAUCCUUCAUUUUGAGUUAUUGGUACGAAUACAGUAAUAUGACAAACGAGCAAUUGUUGACUUCACUGCAAGCCUGCAUCAAUGCUUUGGGUAUACCCGCCAAAAUUAUUGCAAUUGUGAUGUCCAUGCAACGUUUACAUCAGGCUUUAGAUGUUAUGGAUCUACUAGAUGCUAGAUGCCAGAUUCAGCAGGAGUAUAAUAAAAUUCGCCAGUGUGCCAUGACAUGUAAUCGUUUGACAAUAUUUUAUUGUACAUUAUAUUGUUUGUAUGUAGCAGCUACAAUGGUGGCCUCGAUGUAUAGUGGCAAACCCGGAUAUGCCUUAUUUAUUCCUUUAAUAGAUUGGCACAAUUCUCUUGGCGAGUUUUUGUUACAAUCGUUCAUUGAAUAUAUGCUGAUAAAUAUGGCCAUUCUGUGUCAAGCGGCCAUCGAUGGUUAUCCUGUCAUUUAUAUCUAUGUUAUACGUACUCAUAUGCAGAUAUUGGUCGAACGUGUCCAGAGUUUGGGUACAGAUUUGUCCAGCAGUAAUGAUGAGCAUUAUGAGCAGCUGGUGCAGUGCAUUAAGGAUCAUCAGACUUUGUUAAGUUUGGUAAACAUUAUCAGCCCUGUGAUCUCCAUUACCAUGUUUAUUCAGUUCGCCAUUACCGCUCUCAUAUUAGGCACCACUUUAAUAAAUAUUUUUGUUUUUGCCGAUCUUUCUGGGCAAAUUGGUUCGGUACUUUAUUUUAUGGCAGUCUUAGCGCAAACCAGCCCCUGUUCAUAUCAGGCCACUUGUCUAAUAGACGACAGUGAGCAGCUAGCAUUGGCCAUAUUUCAUUGUAAGUGGAUUGAUAAGGAGAAACGCUUUCGUAAAUUGAUGAUAUACUUUAUGAUGCGUUCCCAGACGCCCAUAACUCUAACGGCUAUGAAACUAUUUCCCAUAACUCUAAACACCAGUGUGGGGAUAGCCAAGUUUUCAUUUUCUCUGUAUACGUUUAUCAAGAAAAUGGAUUUUGGACAAAACCUGAAGUAA